UUGGGGAUCUAUUUAAAAAAAAAAAAAAACAGAAACGAAAUACGAUGUUUUUAAUUUAGUUAAGUGGACUAGGGCCCACAGUUUCAUAAGCGGGGUACGUGCCCCAGUGUAACGCUGCCACUGUUCUCCAUAAGUAGUUUGGCGGAGUCAAUAUUUCAUAGUGCAUUACUGGCCUAGAAAAAUAAUGUUUUCAGAUUUAUGUUAUGGUGUCUGAUUUUCUGUAGCACUUUUUGUGGUCACUUACGAGAGGAGAAGAAAGGGGUUAAAGAAGAGGCGCUGCAGGUUGCCUGGAGUUAAUUCUGGAGAAGAGAAAUUAGAGAAUGAAGAAAACUGGAGAGACUUGCCAAAUGUAAACUUUGGAAUCCAGGAUUUGUCUACACAAUAGAAGAGCUGUGGAAAUCCUAGAGAACUUCAUUGCUAAGCAGAAUACCGUCUACCAGUUGGACAGCUUUAACUGGCUCCUCUGACAGUGAUGAUGAAACUCACGAGGAAGUAAAAAGUGAAGAGAGUGACCUUGAUGAGAAGGUAGAAAUGAAGGAAGAACUAGAAGUUCAUUGCAGAAGGGUGGAGAUGGAUGAAAAAGCAGUUAACAUAGAAAUUCCAGAGAUUUUGAAAAAGAAAUUAGAAGAGGACUGCUAUUACAUUAACAAAAGAAAAAAGCUGGUCAAGCUGCCAUGCCAUACCAACAUCAUAACUGUUUUAGAAUCCUACGUAAAGCAUUUUGCUAUAAACGCAGCAUUUUCAGCUAAUGAAAGGUCUCGGCAUCCUCACACAACUCCUCAGAAUAUCAAUCCACAUUACAUCCCUCCAGAAAAAAAUGUUGAAUUGUGUAAGGAAAUGGUGGAUGGUUUAAGGAUAACCUUUGAUUUCACACUUCCUUUAAUUUUGCUCUAUCCAUAUGAGCAUACACAGUAUAAGAAGAUGUCUUCGUCUAAGUUUUUUCUACCAAUAAGAGACAAUUCUUCUUGUUCCAGCAGAACUCAAGAGGAAUUGUCCCCGAGUCCUCCUCUGUUAAAUCCUCCCACCCCACAGUCUACAGACAGCCAGUCUGCAACAGGAGAGCCUGCAACUCCAAAAAAACGCAAGACUGAUUGUGAAGGUUUGCUGUCACUCAGAAGGUCCACACGACAUGCAUCAAGUUGUGAUAGACUGUCAGAGAGCAGUGCAUCACCACAGCCUAAACGACGCCAUACAGAAACAUCUUCACAGAUGCCAAAACUGUUUCUGCAUCUAGAUAAAAAAACACCUGUUCACAGUGGUUCUUCAUCUCCCAUCACUUUAACACCAAGUAAAGAUGGCAGCUCGGUAUUUGCUGGUUUCGAAGGUAGAAGAAACAAUGAACUAAAUGAGGUAUUUUCCUGGAAGCUGAUGCCAGAAAACUUUCUUCAGAGUGAUCAGAUCCCUCCUCCAUCAUAUGUAUAUGGAGCUCAGCAUCUUCUUCGAUUAUUUGUGAAACUGCCAGAGAUUCUUGGGAAAAUGCACAUUCCCGACAGGAAUAUAAAGGUCUUGGUUAAACAUCUUGAGCUAUUUUUGAAGUUUUUGGCUGAAUACCAUGAGGACUUUUUCCCAGAAUCUGCAUAUGUAGCAGCAUGUGAUGCAUCCUACACUACAAAACACCCAAGACCCAUCUAUUAAGAUAGUGGUGAAUGCUAGAAACAUUUUUUGUGGCUAGAAGUACUGCAAAUUUUGCUCCUUGACCUUGCUUUGUAUGGUCAAGUGACAUUCUUUGGUCAGCAGAGUGGCUCUUUGUGUGUGAAAGCUGGACAAGUUACACUUGAUUCAUUUCUGGAAAUGGACCGCAUGUAGUUUCAGUACUGUGUUCUACUUUCAGGAUUGAAAUCUGUCUAGUUUCUUUUGCUGAACAAUUUACUGCAAUGCAUCUUGGUUUGUCAUGACAUUUAAGUGGAAUAAGCUUGAAUGGUAUUAGAAUACUCAUAAUUCAACAUUUCUUUUUAUGUUCAGCAAUGACACGUGUACAUUUGUGAAUUAAUGAAAUGUUGCAAAGAGGUUCCUUUUAUCAGGUCUGGAACUUCCCAAUUUUUGCUGCAGAGAUAUUUCUUUUUGAAACUGUUACUGUUUGUUCAGUAUGUUCUAUGGAAAUUCCUGGAAAAUAGUACUGUAUAUGUUUUGUAUAAUAUGUUAAUAUAGUCUUGGAUGUAACAUAAAGUUGUAGUGGAUAGUGGUGUAAUUUUAUUUCAAUUUUUCAUACUUACAUUUGCUUACUAAACUUCUUGUUGGUUUAUUUAU
Protopterus annectens (West African lungfish) is the source of this 2247-nucleotide messenger RNA. RefSeq names its product MSL complex subunit 3 (gene MSL3). Gene Ontology annotation, biological process: regulation of DNA-templated transcription; chromatin organization. The record is from RefSeq and is a predicted model, not a curated record. The transcript is spliced from 12 exons. NCBI's taxonomy places the organism in Eukaryota, Metazoa, Chordata, Ceratodontiformes, Protopteridae. Gene Ontology annotation, cellular component: NuA4 histone acetyltransferase complex; MSL complex; nucleus. The coding region runs from base 532 to 1635 and encodes 367 amino acids.